CUCUACUACGCGAGUCUUUCUUGCCCAUUCUACUUUUCCCCACCUCGAAGGUGAAGUCGGCAGGUCACUGCUGCCCCAUCCUCCCGAACUCGCUUCUUCUUCUUCUUCUUCUUCUUCUUGUUAUUCAACCCUCCUCCAAUCCAUUUCCUCCUUCCACACCAUCCCGUUGGAUCAGUAUGAGGACGAUAUUGUGGAGGAGCUUGUUGGUGCUACAUGUUGUGGCUGCGGCAGCGGCAGCGGCAGCGGCGGCGGCGGAGGACGACGUGCGGUGCCUCCGCGGGGUGAAGGCUACCCUCGACCGUGAUGGCAGGCUGAGCUGGAACCUCUCGAAUGGAACUGUGGGCUUCGUCUGCAGUUUCGUGGGCGUGUCGUGCUGGAACCCCCAGGAGAACCGCGUGCUGGGGCUCAACCUUAGGGACAUGUCGCUCUCCGGCUCGAUCGCUUCUGAUCUCCAGUACUGCGCCGCUGCCAACGUCCUCGACCUUUCCUCCAACGCCAUCUCCGGCGCCAUCCCCCCUGACCUUUGUUCCUGGCUCCCCUACCUCGUCACCCUCGACCUCUCCAACAACCAGCUCACCGGCGCCAUCCCCCCCGGCCUCUCCGGCUGUCGCUUCCUCAACACCCUCGUCCUCGCUGGCAACCGGCUCGAGGGCGCCAUCCCGCCCUCUCUUGCCCAGCUCGACCGCCUCACCCGCCUCGAUCUCUCUGACAAUCGGCUCUCCGGACCCAUCCCUGCGCCGAUCGGCGACAAGUUCGCCUCCUCCUCUUUCGAUCACAACGACGGCCUCUGCGGCCAUCCCGUCUCCCGCUGCGGCAGAUCGCUCACCCGGACCAUCGUAAUUGUCGUCGCCGCCGGCGUCUUCGGCGCCGCCACCUCGCUCGCCCUCGCCUGGAUGAUCUGGCGGUGCUGGUCACCGUCCGGCAAGCGGGCGUCUCCCGAGCGCGGCCGAGAGGACGGUAGGUGGUGGGCCGAGCGGCUUCGGAUGGCGCACAACCGCCUCGUGCCCGUCUCGUUGUUCCAGAAGCCGAUCGUGAAGGUGAAGUUGGCGGAUCUGAUGACGGCCACCGCUGACUUCCACCCGAGCAACUUAAUUGUCGCCGGGAGCCCGAGAACUGGGACCUCGUACAAGGCCGUGCUGCCGGACGGAUCGGCUCUCACUGUCAAGCGGCUCCACUCUUGCCCGCUGCCGGAGAAGCACUUCCGCGCGGAGAUGGGGCGGAUCGGGCAGCUCCGGCACCCCAACCUGGUACCCCUUCUGGGCUUCUGCCUCGUCGAGGACGAGCGGCUUCUCGUGUACAAGCACAUGCCCAAUGGCGCCCUCUCCUCGGCCCUCGAGUCGCUUGAUUGGCCGGCCAGGGUCAGGAUCGGGAUAGGCGCCGCUCGUGGCCUCUCCUGGCUCCACCAUGGCUUCCAGAUCCCGUUCCUCCACCAGAACUUGAGCUUGAAGGCCAUCCUUCUCGAUGAGGACUACGAGGCAAGGAUCACAGAUUUUGGGCUAACAGGGCUGAUGAGGACAUCAACCGGGGAUGGAGCUGACACAAGCCCGUUCCUGAAUGGGGACUUUGGGGAGUUCGGGUAUACGGCACCAGAGUGUGCUAGUAAUGCAGAUCCGACCACCAAGGAGGAUGUGUACGCUUUUGGGAUCAUUCUGUUGGAGCUGGUCACAGGGCAGAAGGCUACUGAGAUAACCAGUGAUGCAGCAGGAGAAGGGUUCAAGGGGAGUUUGGUGGAUUGGGUGAAUCGGCUUUCUAUCACAGGUAGAAUUCAUGAGGCAUUUGAUCUGUCACUUCGGGGGAAGGGCAACGAUGACGAGAUUAUGCAGGUGUUGAAGAUUGCUUCUGGUUGUGUGGUAGCCUCACCAAAGGAGAGGCCUUCUAUGUAUAAAGUCUUCCAAACUUUGAAGAAAAUUGGGGAUGGAUAUGAUCUCUCAGAGCAUUUAGAUGAAUUCCCACUUGUUUAUGGGAAGGAAGAGUAAUCGCCGAUGAAGUUAGGCUGCGGAUUUGGCCUUCAGACGAACUUAAUCGCAAUGCCAUGCAAGUCUUUGUCCAUGGAAUUGUAUGGCUUCAGCUGGGUGGUAGGCUCUUUUGUAGUGAUUUGAAGACCUUAUAUAGAUUUGAUUCAUCUGUAAUAUUGUUAUCGUAUGAUCGAAUAUUAGCACAGACUGUAGCUUCUUUCUAUCCCAUGAAUCGCAACUUCUAAUGGUUGUACAACCCCUGCUGGGGAAUCCAAAUUACUUUUCCAAUGAUCAGGUACUGAACUGUAUUUUCCCUUUUA
This is a messenger RNA of Musa acuminata AAA Group (dessert banana), 2275 nucleotides long. Its product is annotated as probable inactive receptor kinase At1g27190. Gene Ontology annotation, molecular function: protein kinase activity; ATP binding; protein binding. The transcript has a single exon. NCBI's taxonomy places the organism in Eukaryota, Viridiplantae, Streptophyta, Magnoliopsida, Zingiberales, Musaceae. Bases 177 to 1976 code for a protein of 599 amino acids. Gene Ontology annotation, biological process: protein phosphorylation. The record is from RefSeq and is a predicted model, not a curated record.